AUGAAAGUGAAAGAGUUGAAGAGGACGGUGAACGUGUGCUGGUCGCCGGCAGAACACUAUCCCGUGACGAUAGCGGCCGGCUCCGCCGCGCAGCAGGUUGAUGCUUCCUUUAGCUCCAGUUCGAGCUUGGAGCUCUAUACACUAAAUUUGGAUGAACCUGGACUCGAUUUAUCACUCAAAACCAGUUUUCAGACACAGCAUAAAUUUCAGAAGUUAGUAUGGUCUGGUGCUGGUGUUAUUAUAGGAGGUUGUGAUGGUGGUUUACUGGAGUUCUACAGUGUUGACAAACUGCUCAGCAAUUCCCCUGACCCUCUCCUUAGUAGCAGCACUAAACACAAUGGCCACGUAUCAUCACUGGACAUCAACCCAUACCAGAAGAACUUACUGUCUUCAGGAGCGUCAGAAAGUGAGAUCUUUAUCUGGGACCUGAACAACACUAGCCAACCAAUGGCACUGGGCAACAGGAGCCAGCCAUAUGAACAUGUUCAGGGCCUCGCGUGGAACCAACAGGUACAACACAUUCUUGGAUCCAGUUUCGCUUCUAGAUGCGUCGUUUGGGACUUGCGCAAGAAUGAACCAAUCAUGAAAUUAAGUGACUCACAGUCCCGUACACGGUGGCGCUCGUUGUGUUGGCACCCCGAUGUGGCCACGCAGCUGUGCAUCGCCUCUGAGGACGACCAGGUGCCCGUCGUACAAUUGUGGGACUUACGAUUGGCAUCAUCCCCCCUAGUCACACUAGAAGGUCAUCAGAAAGGCGUGAUGUCAUUAUCGUGGUGUAAGCAAGACUCAGACUUACUGCUGUCGGCCGGCAAGGAUGGAAGAGUGUUGUGUUGGAACCCUAACAAUACGAAACCUGGUGGGGAACUUCUUUCAGAAAUCAGUCAACAGCAACAGUGGGUGUUCGACGUGGCCUGGUGCGGACGAGACCCUGGCUUAUUCGUCACCGCCUCCUUCGACCAACAGGUCGCGGUGCAUUCCCUGCUGGCGACCGAACAGACCGUUAGCAACGUGCACACUCAGAACAACAUGAUGGAUUCGUUCGGGGGCGUGGACUCGUUCAGCGCGCUGCCCAGCGUGAGCCGCCCCGCUCGCCCCGCGCCCCCCGCCCCGCAGCUGCCGCGCCCGCCGCGCUGGCUCAAGAGGCCCGCCGCUGCCAAGUUCUCUUUUGGCGGCAAGCUGGUGACGUUUGAAAAAUGCCCACAGGAAGCUGGUAAUCAGAAGCUUAUCUACAUAAGCCAGGUUGUCAGCGAACCAGAAAUAGUAGAGAGAGCAACAGAGUUAGACACAGUGUUGGGCUCCAGCCUUAGCCAAGAGCCUAGCGCCACAGAGCGACUGGCCGAGUACUGUCGGGCGAAGGGCGACGCGUCGUCGGACCAGAACGCUCGCUUCACCUGGUUCUUCCUGCGCGCCAACUUCCUCCCCAACUUCCGGAGCGAAGUACUCAAUCUAUUAGGUUUUAAGCAAGAUGACAUCCCCAAUAAGUUCAAAGGUCUGAAUAUAUCCGGAGGAGAAGGCUCACAACCGGAUGCAGCUGCUUUGAGUAGAGGCGAGUCUACGGAAACGGAAGCAGAACUGUCCACAGACACCAGCACUGAUUUAUCGGACGCACAUACGCUCAUUGAAAGAAAAUUAGCGAACAUAGACUUGGAAACAUCAGUCGGCAGUAAUGUGGUUAUACCUAACGGAGAAGAUGCAACAAGUUUGAUUUGUCGUGCGUUGGUGUGUGGUAACUUGGAAGAAGCGGUGGAACUGUGUUUAGAUGCCAAGAGGACGGCUGAUGCUCUGAUCAUUGCGAGCUUGGGUAGCCAAGAGCUGCUGUACGCGGUGCAGAAGUACCACCUGGCGAGCAGCGCGCAGGACCCGGUGAGCGUGGUGGCGGGCAGCCUGCUGCUGGCGCGCUGGGACCUGCUCGUGCGCGCCGCCGCGCCGCGCUCCUGGCGCCACGCGCUCGCCGCGCUGCUCGCGCACUGCGACGGGGAGGCGCUCGCGCAUUACUGCGAAAUGCUCGGCGACAAGCUGUCGAAGGAGUCGGAUCCGUCUCUGUCGGAGGCGGCGACGAUCUGCUACCUGUGCGCGAUGAGCCCGGAGGCGCUGGUGGCGCGCUGGGCGCAGGCGCGGCCCCGCCCCGCGCCGGUGGCGGCGCUGGCGCAGCUCACGGAGCUGGCGCUGCUGGCGCGACGGGCCGCGCUCGCACGGGGCCGACACGUGCCGGCGGGCGGUAAAUUAGAAACUGUACUGAACGAGUAUGCGUCGCGGUUAGCAUCACAGGGAUGUCUGCAGAGCGCGUUGAAUACCUUAGAGGGCAUCCAGCACACCGAACUCAGGGAUCGCCUGAUGUACGCACUUGGACUAAUGCAACAGCAACAACAACCUAAACGGCCCUGUCAAGCACAGACACCACGUCUCGGUGUAACCCAUCAUAGACGAACACACGUAGCGCACUCCGAACCUGUUUAUGGCUCUGGUCAACCAACAUAUGAUCAGUCAUGGCAACAAGCUUCCGUACCUGCACCACAACAACCUUCGUUUAGCCGCGGCAGUUUUUCGCAACCACCGCAGCCCUUGCAACCACCUCAGGCGAUACCAUCAAUCCCACCAGCGCCCCUACAACCCACUCCAUUACAACCUACUAUGCCUCCUCAACCGCCAAGGCCUGGUAGUGUAGGACCGCAACCUGGUGGCUUUACAUCACGGUCUAAAUACAAAGUAGACCCUUCAGUGCAACCUUCACCAAAUUAUAACCAGUAUGGCUUCAACAAUCCUGCCUCACAAACAUACGCGGGGUACAACAGUCCUGUACCAGACCCAUACAACGCAGCUAGCGUGCCAGCGUAUAACCCUGCGAACCCAGCCCCUGGUCAAAUAAACCCACUGCCGGGCCAAAUGAACCCAGUACCGGGUCCAAUGAACCCCACAGUGAAUCCUACCAUGAAUGGAGGUUAUUACAAUCCUGUGCAAGCUGCUCCUGAGCCCGUGGCUCCGCCAGUCCAACAAAAGCCUGCUGCUCCCGGUUGGAAUGACCCACCAAUGAUAACUUCAAAAUCAAAGCCAGUGCAGGAAGUGACUGCCCAAGCACCGAUCACACACCCUCUUUUCGGCGUGGAACCUCCCCAGCAUAUCCCAUUAGCGCCCGCGGCACAGUACCCCGGUCAACAACAGUUCCCGGGACAACAACAGUUCCCGGGACAACAACAGUUCCCGGGCCAACAACAGUUCCCGGGCCAACAGCAAUUCCCGGGCCAACAACAGCAGCUUCCGCCUCAACAACAAUAUGGGCAACAGCAGUACGGCCAACAAGCGUAUCCCGAACAAUUCCAGGAGCAGUACGCGGCAUCUGGCUACCCUCAGCAGGUGGAGAGCCCGUCGCCGGCGCCGGUGGAGGCCCCGAAGGCGCCGCUGUCGGCGCGCGACGCCGCGCUGCAGAGCGUGUUCGACGCGCUACGGGCCGAGUGCCUCAACAGGGCCACCAACCCCCAAAUGAAGAGGAAAUUAGAUGACGUGCAGAAAAGGCUGGAAACGAUGUACGACUUGCUGCGUGAGAACAAGCUGUCGGAGAGCGCGCUGUCGUCGCUGGCGGGGUGCAGCGCGCGGGCGGCGCGGGGGGACGCGGCGGGGGCGCUGGGCGCGGCGGCGGCGCUGGCGGAGGGGCCCGACUUCGCCGCCGCCGCCAGCUUCCUGCCCGGCCUCAAGAUGCUGCUGCAGCUCGCCGCGCAGCUGCAGGUCGCGCUGUGA
Messenger RNA from Arctia plantaginis, 3732 nucleotides. NCBI's taxonomy places the organism in Eukaryota, Metazoa, Arthropoda, Insecta, Lepidoptera, Erebidae. The record is from the annotation of a GenBank genome assembly.